Messenger RNA from Leucoraja erinaceus (little skate), 3477 nucleotides. RefSeq names its product signaling lymphocytic activation molecule-like. The transcript has 6 exons. The coding region runs from base 553 to 1413 and encodes 286 amino acids. Lineage: Eukaryota; Metazoa; Chordata; Chondrichthyes; Rajiformes; Rajidae. The record is from RefSeq and is a predicted model, not a curated record.
UUCCAUGAAAAUGAAUCAUACAUUUGAGUUCAGAAAUAACAGCAUUUAAAAGAUAUUUUAAUAGAAUGAUCCCGGGGAUGAGUGGGUCGACAUAUGAUAGCGUUUGAUGGCAUUGGGCCUGUACUCGCUGCAGUUUAGAAGGAUGAGGGGGUAUAUCACUGAAACUUAACGGAUAGUGAAAGACCUUGAUAGUGUGGAUGUGGAGAGGAUGUUUUCACGAGUGGGAGAGUCUAGGAUCAGAGUGCGGGUGUCAGGGGUUAUGGGGAGAAGGCAGGAGACCGGGCUUGAGAGGGAAAGAUAGUUCGGCCAAGAUUGAAUGGCGGAGUAGACUCGAUGGGCUGAAUGGCCUAAUUCUGCUCCUAUGACAUAUGAACAUGAACUAUCUUUCCUCUGCCCUCUGAGUUCUGAUGCGGGUCUUGUCCAGCAUGUCUUUGCCUCCACAAACGCUGCUCGAACUGCUGAGAUCCUCCAACAAGUUAUGUAUUUCUUGCUACAGAUUCCAGUAUCUGCAGUCUCUUGUGUCUCAAUAACAACCUGCUCUUCAGCGAAGACAUGGACAGGAGAGUCCCUGGGAUUCACUCCCUCAUCGGGAUACUUUGGCUGCUGUUGAGCGACUCUGGAGGUGGCUCGGAAAACAUUGCUGCUGGAGGUCUGGGACAGACUGCUGGGAAACCAGGCACUCGUCGCUUGGUGAAUGGGACACUGGGACAGUCAGUCACGUUACCAGGAUGUAUCUCAGGAGAAAACAUUUCAAUCCUCACUUGGGAUUACCGCAGUUCACCAACAACAGGAAAGGUUCAAUUAUGUACAAAAACUCAAAACAGUCCAAUACAAUGUAACAAACAGGGAAUCAGGUUAAACCUGAAGGACUGUAGUCUGGAAAUACAGAACCUAACAGAACACGAUCAAGGUCUAUAUGAAAUGAACUUAAGGACGACUCUGGCUGUCCAUGAACAAGUGACAGAACUGAAGAUUUAUGAACGAGUGUCAUUACCAGUAAUAAAUAUCAGUGAAGCCUUCACCGAAGGGGUGUGUAACGUUAGCUUGGUGUGUUCACUGGAGCACGGCACCGAGCCAGUCUACACUUGGUGGUCAGGAGAUGGCAAGGUCACGGCAGAUGGGUCGCACAUACUGACUGAUGAAGGGAGAAGGCUGGCACUCUCCAUACCUCUACCCAACAACAACAGCGUGUACAACUGCACCGUGGGGAACCCUGUUAGUGAGGAGACGCGGAGCGUGGAUCUAACACAGCUCUGUCCUGCCCAUGAAGGUUCUAAGCCAUUAAGAGUCUCAAGCCGUGUACUUAUUACAGCCGCCACAAUCAUCUUCAUCUCAGCUAUAUUUUGCUACAUGUAUUACAAGAGGACAAGCUCAGCACAGGGAAAUGUCGUGGCGGUGACUGAUAAGGCAUAAUCAGAAAAGGACACAAAGUGCUGGAGUAAACACAGCGGGUCUGGCAGCAUCUCUGGAGAGCACGGAAAGGCGACACAGCCUCGAGUCACAGCUCCAUCCAAGACCGCAAGAAAUUGCUGCGAAUUGUGGACGCAGCCCAGACCCUCGCACAAACCAACCUCCCUUCCAUUGAUUCCAUCUACACCUCACGCUGCCUCGGCAAGGCCAGCAGCACAAUCAAAGAUGAGUUACACCCUGUCCACUCUCUCUUCACCCCUCUCCAACCAGGCAAAAGGUACAGAUGUGUGAAAACGCACACCUCCAGAUUCAGGGACAGUUUCUUCCCAGCUGUUAUCAGGCAACUGAAUCACCCUACCACAACCAGAGAGCAGUGCAGAACUACUAUCUACCUCAUUGGUGACCCUCGGUCUAUCCUUGAUCGGACUCUGCUGGUUUUACCUGGCGCUGAAUGUUAUUUCCUUGUCACUCGAUUGUAAUCAUGUAUUGUCUUUCCGCUGACUGGUUAGCACGCAACAACAGCUUUUCACUGUACCUCAGUUCAGAUGACAAUAAACAAAACUGUAAACCAAACUGUAUUGCACUGGGUCGAGACCUUUCUUGAGACUAAUUUAGUGGGGGUGUGGGGGAGAAUAAGGAUGGAAAAGGGGGGGAUGCACAACAAAGCAUGGCAGGUAAUAGUGAAACACAGGUGAGUGGGGAGCUUGAUAGGCAGGUAGAGUCAAAGAGACAUACAGCGUUGAAACAAGCCCUUCGGCCCAACUUGCCCACACCGCCCAACAUGCCCCAUCUACACUAGUCCGACCUGCCUGCAUUUGGCCCAUAUCCUUCCAAACCUGCCAUAUCCAUGUACCUGUCUAAUUGUUUCUUGAACGUUGCAAUGGUCCCUGCCUCAACGUUCAUGACUGGAAAUAUGUAUUUGAAGGAACUGCAGAUGCUGGUACAAACACACAUAGACACAAAAUGCUGGUGUAACUCAGCAGGACAGGCAACAUCUCUGGAGAGAAGGAAUUGGUGACGUUUCCAGUCGAGACACUUCCUCUACUGAAAAUAUCCUCUUUGCGUCCGUUUUUUCUCGACCUUCCAUUGUCUGGUAAGUUUCAAUGCAAUCCUGCCCUCAUCCUUCUAAACUCCAGCGAGUACAGGGUCUUCAAAUGCACCUCAAACAUUAACCCAAUCAUCCCGGGGGUCAUUCUCGUAAACCUCCUCUAGACCCUCUGUAAUGCCAGCACAUCCUGCACAUCCUUCCUCAGUUGUGAGACCCAGACCUGCACACAGUAUUGCAAAUGUGGCCUCACCAACACUAUAGAAGAUAAUGGAGCCAAUUAACAUACACACCUGUACAUCUUUUGAGUGCGGCAGGAAACCGGAGCACCCGGAGAAAACCCACAGGUUCAAAGGGAGAACGUGCAAACUUAGUAAACUUAGAGAACUGGCUGGCAGACAGGAAGCAAAGAGUUGGAGUAAACGGGUCCUUUUCACAAUGGCAGGCAGUGACUAGUGGGGUACCGCAAGGCUCAGUGCUGGGACCCCAGCUAUUUACAAUAUAUAUUAAUGAUUUGGACGAGGGAAUUGAAUGCAACAUCUCCAAGUUUGCGGAUGACACAAAGCUGGGGGGCAGUGUUAGCUGUGAGGAGGAUGCUAGGAGGCUGCAAGGUGACUUGGAUAGGCUGGGUGAUUGAGCAAAUGCAUGGCAGAUGCAGUAUAAUGUGGAUAAAUGUGAGGUUAUCCACUUUGGAGGCAAAAACAGGAAAGUAGACUAUUAUCUGAAUGGUGGCCGAUUAGGAAAAGGGGAGAUGCAACGAGACCUGGGUGUCAUGGUACACCAGUCAUUGAAAGUAGGCAUGCAGGUGCAGCAGGCAGUAAAGAAAGCGAAUGGUAUGUUAGCUUUCAUAGCAAAAGGAUUUGACUAUAGGAGCAGGGAGGUUCUACUGCAGUUGUACAGGGUCUUGGUGAGACCACACCUGGAGUAUUGCGUACAGUUUUGGUCUCCUAAUCUGAUGAAAGACAUUCUUGCCAUAGAGGGAGUACAGAGAAGGCUCACCAGACUGAUUCCUGGGAUGGCAG